Dermacentor andersoni is the source of this 4712-nucleotide messenger RNA. RefSeq names its product gonadotropin-releasing hormone receptor-like. Gene Ontology annotation, cellular component: plasma membrane. Gene Ontology annotation, biological process: G protein-coupled receptor signaling pathway; cellular response to hormone stimulus. Lineage: Eukaryota; Metazoa; Arthropoda; Arachnida; Ixodida; Ixodidae. The record is from RefSeq and is a predicted model, not a curated record. Gene Ontology annotation, molecular function: peptide binding; G protein-coupled receptor activity.
CUCACCUACGGGGCAGAAACCUGGAGGCUUACGAAAAGGUUUCUACUUAAAUUGAGGACGGCGCAACGAGCUAUGGAAAGAAGAAUGAUGGGUGUAACGUUAAGGGAUAAGAAAAGAGCAGAUUGGGUGAGGGAACAAACGCGAGUUAAUGACAUCUUAGUUGAAAUCAAGAAAAAGAAAGGGGCAUGGGCAGGACAUGUAAUGAGGAGGGAAGAUAACCGAUGGUCAUUAAGGGUUGUGGACUGGAUUCCAAGGGAAGGGAAGCGUAGCAGGGGCGGCAGAAAGUUAGGUGGGCGGAUGAGAUUAGGAAGUUUGCAGGGACGACAUGGCCACAAUUAGUACAUGACCGGGGUUGUUGGAGAAGUAUGGGAGAGGCCUUUGCCCUGCAGUGGGCGUAACCAGGCUGAUGAUGAUGAUGAUGAUGAUGAUGAUGAUGAUGAUGAUGAUGGGAUGAUGAUGACGAUAAUAACCUUGCCAGGUCUGCUUCCGUUUACUUAAUUCCUAACAUCUGCUAUGAUGCGUGGCAGCCAAUUACCAGUAAAAAAAAGAAAAAAACAUGUUUUGCCUUUUCUUAACCUUCAGGGUGACACCUGUCAACUAACUUUGUUUUAAUGACUCUCCCGGAUGCGGAAAAACGGUGCGUGCCAGUUUAAACCCCGGUGAAAGUUCUUUCGUAGUGAUUCAGAGUUGGAAGGUACGUUAAGCGAAAAACAAAGGCGAGGCGGGGAGUCGGGGAACGGCUUCGGGUAAACAGGGAAGCACGCGGCGAGAGGCAGGGAAAGUGGGCGAGAGAGUGACAGAGGGAAACAGGGAGGGAGGGGGAGGGCGUCGCGCAUGCGCGGCAGCCCAGGCGCGUGCGGCCUCUUCUCGCGCGCUCGCCCUCCCGGGCUUGUUGCCCGUCGACCCGGAGCGCAGGCGACGUGCAUCUGCUUCCGGAAGUGCGACUGAGGUGCGCGGACUUCGCACGCGGAAACGGGGAAGUUUGCUCCGGACGGCGCGACACACGGAACAGAGAGAACGCGGGCGUACGCCAGGAAACGCACGGCGCGGUGAAAUUGGGCUUCUCGCCAGCGAGCUGAAUUUUGUCUUUUUUUUUUUUUGCGGAAAUCUCUUUCCCUGAUUCUUCUGGCUAAGGCGCCCACACUGAGAAGGCGCCCAUGCUGCUUUGCCGGCUCGGACUUACGGAGGAACGGAAGCCUAGCCUGUUUAAAAAAUAAAGUGUAAGUGGCGAGUGAUGGAGCCAUCAAGAGUAUCUGCUACUCCAUCUUUGAUUUGGCCCCACAGAGAAAGAGUGGUUACAGAUAGCGAACCAUCAACAUGUUCUUUAUUACUAUGAAGUGUAAGCACGGCGGCUAACCUCUUCAGUACGGCGGGGCUUGCAUCCGGUUUCCUGAAGGCAUACCAGCCGACCACCUCUGGCUUCACGGCCUUCGCUCGUUCUGCGGCUGGCCUGAAAGGCAAUGGGGCAAGACGCGGCCUUUCGAACGGCACUGCCGCCACCAUGCCAUAUGAGUUCGGAGAAAUCUUCGGUUCUGACAACGAGACGACGCUGGCGGGAGCGGCGACGGUCACAGCGGAUGAAGACGUGUUCGGCCCUAUCUACGCCAGUACACUGCGAAUCGCCCUUAUAACCACCAUGCUCGUUCUGUCGCUCUUCGGCAAUACAAUUGUGUGCUACCGUCUCCUGACGUCGCGGCGCCACAGGGUGUUCAAGGCUCAGGUACUGUUCCUCAACCUGGCACUGGCCGACCUUCUCGUCACUCUGGUUACCAUGAACUCUCAGCUGCUCUGGGAGAUCAUGGGACGCGUCUGGGCCGCCGGGGACGGCCCCUGCCGUGUAUUCAAGGUGAUGCAGACGUUCGCGCUCGUCUCCUCCACGUACAUGCUUGUGGGUAUCGCGGUGGACCGCCACUACGCCAUCUGCAAGCCGCUCGUGCCUGCUCCCAGACCUCGCUCCGUGGCCGCCAUCUGCUGGCUGCUCUCACUCGUUCCGUCCCUGCCGAACCUGUUCGUGUUCCGCGUGGUCGUGGUGCGAGACAAAUGCUACUGUGCCUCAGUCUUCUACAUCUAUCGGGAUUCCGCCAAAAUGGCCCGGCAAAUCUACAUGGCGUGCGUGUUCACACUCGUCUUCGUCCUUCCGCUGUGUGCGCUGGUAGGGCUCUACACUAGCAUCCUAAUCAGGAUGCGGAAGAUGGGCGCCGCCAACGCCAGAACGUCAGGAGGCGUUCGCAUAGGGCUUUCGACGACGUUGACAUCAAGGACAACGCCAACGACUACAACUGUCACCGAGAAUUCAAACCAAAGCACGCUGCCUAGAGCGCGUCUGCGGACUCUGAAGAUGGCGGUGGUGAUUUUUGUGGCGUUCCUGCUGACUAACUUGCCUUACAUGGUGCAAGAGAUGAUUUUAGCCUUCGCUCGAGACAUUUCGUUGGGACCUCACGUGGUGGCUGUGUUUGGCGUCAUCUCUGCCUCCAACAGCGCUGUUAAUCCAUACGUGUAUCUGGCCUUCAACGGCGGCGCAGCAGGCACCACUUGCGAUGCUCGCGUGCGCGGUUUGUGGCGUAGGCUUACGUGUUCUUCGGGCUCCAAACGCACGACCACCAUGCUUCGCACCUCGUUCUCAACGUUGCCUACUCGCCGCCGUAAGCGGCCAAUAACGGCGCAAGGGCCACUUUCUGAGCAGAAGUGCAGAAGUAACGGACAGCUCGGAGCACCGGAGAAAAAGAUGUGAGGAGCGAACGCAGAUCGCAGGUGGAGUCGUUGUGCUGUCGAGUUGGUAAUUUUCAGCAGCGCAUGGCAUAGUCACUUUAGGGUAGAGUGCCCUUUACCCAAUGCUAAUAUGUUGAGAGAUGAACUGGACUCGUUCGGUAGGUUUUUUUUUUCAGUAACUGUGAUGCAGUGUUUCAGCAGAGCGAUCAUAUGUGCAGUAUUUUGUGACUAGUGUAUUCAGGGACGUCUAUCAUUCUCGUAAGUAGGGACUGAGUGUGCUCGGGCUAGAACUGCGCCGAAUUGGGUGGUCACGGAGAAAGUGGUGGGGAAAUGGUGCGCACGAGACGCGUCAUGGAUGAUGUUAGUUUCCUGUAAUAUGCGUAUCGGAUGGUCAUGGACUGAGUGAGAGCUCUCGGGUCUGCUUAUCAUAAUAAGAAAUACUACACACUUUUCCAGACAAGGUACAACUUGAUGAAGAGACCAGUGUUAUAAAAUGAAGUGGGACAAAAAUGCGAUAGAUCUCCCUUGUCUGGCAAGCGCGUUCUUGCUCAUAGAAGCUUUUCGACACAUGCUUUAAGUACGCUUUAUUACAGGCUGCCAAGUGUACAGUAUCCGUGUUGGGCAUUGGUAAUUAAAUGAACUGCUCUCGUAUCCAACCGAGCUCUGGAAAAGGAGUGCAGAAUUCAUGUCGCAUGUCGGUAUGUGCCAGUACAAAAACUGAGACGUUGCUUGACAUCCUUUCGAAGGAAAGGCCUUCCAUAAAGGCCUACUUGCAAAUCCGAUCUAUGCGAGAAGGAUCCAACAGGUACGAUAAGAAAAUAUUACGCAUGUUACCCGGAUUAAUUAAUACACAAAUAUGUACCUCUGGGUCAGCUGAAGAGAUGUUCUUGCGGAAGGCGUUUCUACUAAGCUUUCGAGAAACAUUCACCUUUAGCACCGCCACCAGGAAUGUAGCGCAUCCUGCUUAGCUGAAUAAACCUUGACAAAGUAAAGAAAAGGAAAGACUAGGCUUAGUGGCAUAUCAUAAACAGCACUACUAGCAGAAGAAUGCGGCGCUGUGAAGUUGCAAAAGAAUGUGGAAGGCAGCGGAGUUCGGAAGAACGUUGCGUGUUGAGUAGAAGGCGUCGUGACGGCUGUGAUGAUAAUGCAAGUUCUGCAACGCCAGUACCUCUGCCCGCAUGAUUCGUUCCGCCAUGUGGUAAAAUUGGUACCGCUACGUCUCUGUGAAAGUAAUAUACGGCGCGAUGUUGAUGACGGUGAAGUUGUCCGAUAGUUUAAACAUGGAGCUCAUCUCAUCAGCUCAGCUCAUCUCGUAUAUUGAUACGACGAAAGUGACAUAGUCCUUCGUGAAGAGUAUUGUCAAUUAAUUUUAUUAUGCACGCUCGGCGGCUUACUCUCGUGUACAAAAGAUGGGUCUAUCACAUAUGCCUUCUUCGGCUUCACGCUGAGUAGCACUAAAGACAGACACUGUGCGUCAAAGGCGCUUGGGGAUCAGGGUGGUCUGAAGUCGCUUGAGAAACUCGUCUUGAGCAGCCACAAUACCUUACAGUUGACGUCCAGAGCUUGUUAGCAAAUCGUAACUUGGGAAUCGCCGACUAGCGUUAUUGAAGCGCAUGGACCACUUCUGGAGUCGAGGUAUCUCGAGGGAUAGUGAGAACUGGAAGUACAUCUAAAAGAGUUCAUGAGUUAAUGAUGCUGUAUAUGUUUUCGAAACAUAUUCAGGAAAAGUCAGAAAGCUUGCACUAUGAGUCAUAUACAAAAACUAGACCACGUGUUUACUGCACAUGUAGAAUACCUUUGCACCAAAAUACUUUGGACAUGUUUUCAUCAUUGUAGUAUCCUGUUACUGUUCUGCCUUAGUUGCGUACCCAAUUACUGCACCGUCAGUGGUGUAUGAUUUCAGCACGAGAAUGUUAACGGAAUAGUCAGUAUUUUGUCAACACAAGGUGGAGAUGUCAUAUACACAUAUUUUAAUGAUCAAAUAAACGGCCAGCAUUACACGA